This is a messenger RNA of Sphaerulina musiva SO2202, 2519 nucleotides long. Its product is annotated as acid protease. Gene Ontology annotation, molecular function: aspartic-type endopeptidase activity. Gene Ontology annotation, biological process: proteolysis. The coding region runs from base 1 to 1131 and encodes 376 amino acids. The transcript has 2 exons. The record is from RefSeq and is a predicted model, not a curated record. Lineage: Eukaryota; Fungi; Ascomycota; Dothideomycetes; Mycosphaerellales; Mycosphaerellaceae.
AUGGCCGUCCUACGAUACCUCUUUGCGCUAGCGAUUGCAGUCACUGGACCUAUAGCGACAAACGCCAUCUCCAGUCCAGUUUUUCAAUCACAUGGCAAAGCAACUAAAGAAGAGCUCGCUGCUCGGGCUCUUGCCAAAGCCAAGUAUCCCAGAUCGAAUACCAGAGUUACAGCGGACGCAGGUUACUGGUAUGCAUCAUUCGACAUUGGCGACAGCAAAGGACUUUCCCUGAUUCUCGACACGGGAUCCGAUUACGUCUCUGUCAAUCCACGCUUGUACAAACCCGGCUCCGCCUCGGUCGAUGUGGGCGAAGAGGGUGUGUACACAUAUAGUUCGAUGGAGGAAAAUGGAUGUGGCUCCGCAGCUGUAUCCUAUCACGCUUAUCGAGACACUAUGACUUAUGAGGGGUUGACGGUGAAGGGGCAAAGUCUGGGUGCUUCCAAAGAAAUGCCCGAGUCACCUGGCAAUUAUACGAAAUUCGAUCACGAUGGCUUGAUUGGGCUUACUCUCAGUCCUGCUUCAAGCCUCGCCAAUACCAAAUCGACGUAUCUCAACUCGCUCUGUCAUCAGAAACUCAUCGAGCCAUGUCGUCUCGGGCUCGCAUUUGGUUUUGACAAAACUGGAACCAUGGCGUUAGGUGCUGCUGAAGAUAGUCUUUUCGAAGGACCGCUAUCUACCAUGCCUGCUGGUCCCAACUGGGCAACGACAGGAAAACUCGUCAUUCAUGGCACCGAGGUGAUUGCACACGGCAAAGAAAUCUACUAUGACUCUGGCACUAGAAACGUCGUCGUCCAAACCGCCGUCGCCCGCGCCCUCUUCAAAGCCCUCAAAAUCCAAUCUGUCGAGCAGCACGAAGCCGGCUGCAGCAGCAUCGUCUACGGCUAUUACCCUUGCGACAAACCUCCCCAAGUGGGCUUUCAAGUCGGCGACAAGACGUUUAAUAUUGAUGCUUCGCAAUUCGCUCUCGAGGAUAAUGGGAAUAAUAAUUGCACUGCUGUUGUUACGGGGAUAGAUUUUGAUUUUGCGCCCGAUUGGUGGCUUGUUGGGCAGGCUUGGUUUCAGGGUAAGUAUGCGGAUUUUCAUAGGAGUGGGGGGGAUGAGUAUACGUUUGGGGUUGCGCAUUUGAAGUGAGGUGAGGUUCAGGGCAGGUCAGGUCAGGUCAGGUAGGGGUCGGAUAUACCUACUAUAGAAUCUGGUACCUACCUAGGUAGAAUCUACCGCAUGUUCUCCCGCAAUAAUGGCCCCACUCUUUUCCUGCUUGCUUCUAGAUUGUUUUGGUUCCAAAAUCGCUCAAAGACAAAUUUGCUCUGGGCGGAUACAUCGCUGCUGCUGCUUUCUCCACCUGCUGCGUCUUCUAAUUGCAACUCUCCUUCUCCCUUUUGGAAAAAUCUCUCAGCGGCGGUUUUUCCUUUGUCGUCGAAUGCGUACAAUACGAGUUCUCGACGAAAGCCGUCGUCGUCGUCGUCGUCGUCUUCGCCAUGAUGAUGCGCAGUCAUAAUCGCAAACACAUUCAAACAUCUUUCUGAUGCCCAUUUCUGAACCACAUGUCUCAAAUCUUCCUCUUUUCGCUCUCGCAAAUACUGCAUCGAUUGCACCACACUACUAAUGCCCAAUUUCAAAUCUCCUUCUUGCCACUGUUUAUAAUCCUUUCGUAAAAUAUCCCUCAACGACAUUCCCUCAAUAUUCGAUUUCGCCUCAUUCAACUCUGCGUAAAAAGUCUCACGAGAAUAACUUUUACCGUAUUUGUGGGAAAUGUGAAUUUUCGCCUCUAAAAAUCUGACAGCUUUGGUAUCUGCUUCGGAGAUUUUGUGUGUGGCUUCUAUAUUGAUACUGUCGAUGAGAAUGGGUCCCAGAGCGAGUUUGGCGACUUGUGCAUCCCAGGUGGAUGCAUAGGCGAAAUCGUCGACGAGUCGACCAUCUUCUUGCGCGGAGCCAAUGGUGGAAGAGACCAUGGAGCCUAAAUCUUGCCACGUUUCUCGAAGGUAGUUGGUCACGAGACUGCUGCAACUGGCGGAUUUGGUGAUGAUUCGGGGCGAGAUGUCGGGGUGGUGGGGGAUGAGAUUUUCAUCUUCGUGGUGGUCGAUGACGGCGUGGAUGCGAUGGCGGUAGAGGUCGCCGAGUUUGCCUUGUAAGCUGUUGUGGUCGACGAGCGUCCAGUCGGUUUUUUCGGCGGGGAGGAAUGGUGGGGAGUUUUCUCUUUCUUCUCCUCCCAAUGACAAGUCGUCCAAGGUGAUUAAUUCUGAUGGGCUGAUGUCGGCGUGUUGGAGUAAUGCGGUGAGUUCUGGACGGAGAGAAAGAUCGGAGGCGGAGAGAUUUGUGAUGGGGAUGUAGAGUUUUCCUGUUCGUUUGGACUCGACUUUGCUGGAUUGGAUGUAGCCAUAGACUAAAGCACACGUGAUGGAGUCGAGGUCUGCGGACUCGUUGCCGAUGAUGAAGGAUGCGGGAGUUUGGUUUUUGAUUGCUUGUUGGAGACUGCGUUUUGCUGUGACCAAGAAGGUCCGUACGGACAUGCGAGACAU